This is a messenger RNA of Colletotrichum lupini, 231 nucleotides long. RefSeq lists its product as uncharacterized. The transcript has a single exon. NCBI's taxonomy places the organism in Eukaryota, Fungi, Ascomycota, Sordariomycetes, Glomerellales, Glomerellaceae. The record is from RefSeq and is a predicted model, not a curated record. The annotation marks the transcript as partial.
AAUAUAUUAAUAGCGGGUAUUACGAAAAUUAGUUUCGGCCUAGGUAAGGAAAUCGUCGCCCUAGGUAUAGUAAAAGUAAAGACGCACUUCGGAAUAAUAACUUUCUAUAUUUUACCCGUUAAUACCCUAUUUUUCCUAUAUCUAAAAGAUAUAGAUCGACUAGGUAUUAUAUUUAAUAAUACGAAGAAUAGAAUUUCUAAUAAUAAGCACUUCGAGAUAGUCGAACAAUAA